Molecule: messenger RNA, 4896 nt
Organism: Trichomonas vaginalis G3
Lineage: Eukaryota; Parabasalia; Trichomonadida; Trichomonadidae
Exons: 1
Coding region: 1-4896 (1631 amino acids)
Source: RefSeq, a predicted model, not a curated record
AUGAUUUCUUCUUUCUUCUUACUCAAUUUAGUCAAAUGGAAUUCACCAAAUCUUAAAGACAAAAAGGUGGGUUCUAAAAAUAUUCAUCUGAAACCAGUUGAUACCUUCGGAAUUUCUAAUAUUUUUUUUUCGGAACCAGCCCCAACAGUAGUUGAAGCAGGAAAAACAUAUGGCAUUACAUUAACUAUAUGUGGCACAUUCGAAAAUAAUGUUUACAUCCAUUAUAAACAAAGCGGUGAGGAAGGAAAUUCAAAAAUUUAUGAAGAUCCAGUGCCAAGCACCAACCAAUCCGCUUCCCGCCAAUUUACCUUCCCACAGGAUCCUCCCUCACAGGAUAUCACAUAUAUUUUCUGGUUGUCUCAUUCUAAUACUCCUGCAACGAAUCCCGGAGAUUCAGAUUCUGCAUCAAAAGAUUUUAGUGUAACAGUAAAAACACCACCGAAACCUACAAUAAAUAAUGUGCCAAGUGACUCGAUAUUUACUGAAAAUUUCGAUAUCACAUUAAACAUUAAGGCACAAUCUACCGGUAUUUGUUAUUAUAAAAUUGAUGAAGGAAAUGAACAAGAACAACCAUACUCAGGAUCUGAAAGUUCUUAUUCGGCAACAGUAACCGUUGAUGUUUCAAGUUUAACGUAUGCUCAAAACCAACACACUGUAACUUUUCUCAGGUGCACAGAUAAUGAUAAAUUGUCCGGAGAUUUCCCAUCCGAAAAUAACCAAUUUCAAUUCAAUAUUAAGCAUCAACCCUCAAUCAGCGCUGUUAAUAUACAAAAUUCACCAGUAACAACAAAUACAGUGCAGUUCACCAUAACAUAUUCUGAUUCUGAUACAGGAAAACCUUUACGAUUAUACAUUAGCAACCAAGAUAACAUAGAUUCAGCUUCUUCAUUAGGUGAUCAAUUUGACUCAGGCUCAACACCGGCCGAGUUCAGCUAUAAAUUUAUACCAAAUAAUGAUCAUGAUGCACAAGAAUUUACUUAUUAUUUAUGGUUAAAGGAUGAAGAUUCUAGUACUAGUACCACAAAUAAACAAUCCGAAUCACAGAGUCUUGUAUUUACCUACAACAAAGCUCCUACCAUGGAUUCAUUUACCGCACCCGACGUGCAUGCAUAUAAAAAUGGAGUCGAAGCUUCAUUUACAAUAGGCGUGACAGAUGAUUCCACAGGUAAGGUCGUUUUCUAUCUCAAUGAUAUCAACACACCAAUACUUGAGUUGGACUAUGCAAAAGGUACUUCAACAGCAGAUUACAAAUUACAAAUUGACUCAACCAACUUUCCAUAUAAAUCUGAUGAUUAUACCAUUUCAAUCCAACUUAAAGAUCAAUAUCAAGUAUCAUCUGAUGCUUUACACACCUUUAAUUUCAAAGUUAGAAAUCCUCCAGCCAUAUCAGAUUUAUCAAUAUUACAGAAUGUUUAUCAAUUAGGAAAAACUGAUCCUGUCCAAGUGCGUUUCACACUAACAGAUAGCGAUUCAACUAAGGAUAUAAAUAUCUUCCAAAAAAUUGGUGAUUCUGAAAAACAAAUUGAUAGUAUUACAGGUUCACAUGAAUCAACAAUUACAAGAGAAUUUAAUCUUGACCUCCAGGGCAUUACAGCUGGCGAUUACCAAAUUUAUAUCUAUGCAUCAGAUACAGAUACACCGCCAACUUCCAACUCAAAAUCUGCCGAAGUCAAUCCUGUAUCACUAACGGUUGCUCCUCAAAUGGGAUUGACACUCAACAAUAUAAAGGAAUUUUAUAUUAACCCAGUUCAAAUCCAAUCUACUGUAACUCUUACAAAUUUGAACGAAGGUGGUAAAUUUGAUACUAAGAUAUUAAAGGGUACUACAGUACAACAUUCAGAAAUGGAUGAUACAUAUUCAACUACCUCUGAUCCUACUAUUGAUUUUCAAGUACCUAACGAUUUGGCAGCCGGCGAAUAUACAUUGCAAGUUCAAGCCAUAGGCGAUCAUACAUAUUCAGAUAUUGUUAGCAAAUCAUUUAGAGUAAUCAUUCAAACUUCUAUUUCUUUAACACUAGAAGAUUUAAAUGAAUAUUCUGAAGACACAGAUAACAUUCCUAUCGAAGGAAAGGUUUCUGGUAGUGGAUAUAUUACACUCACAGUACAACUUGACGAACAAACGCAAGAAGGAAUUACAACAACAAUAUCGCUUGGAGAUGGAACUAAAAAUCAAGAAAUCACCGGAUUAAGCAUUCCAACAUCGAGCUUACAGAAAGGCCACCAAUAUACCCUCAAAGUUAUAGCUACAAGUUCAUUUGAUUCAGGUGAUUAUAAAGAGAACAAUGAUGAAUUUAAAUUUAUUAUCAUUCGAAAGCCAAUAUUAUCUAAUGUCCAAUUUGAACCAAGUAUUUAUGCUAUUGGAGAUGAGACUUCUCCUAGACUCAAAGGAAGAGUAAGUCAAUUAUAUUCUAUGGAUGUCACAAAAUUCUAUAUCCAUUACCGUAAAUCUGAUCAGGCUCCGUAUGAACAUUAUCAGCUCACUUCAACUAACCAACAAGGCGAGUUUGAUAUUCCAAUCAGCUUUAAUACUGCAGGAACUUAUACAUAUACUGUAAUUUGCAAUGAUAAUUCAGAUCCUGAAGCCAGCACAUAUGCUAAAUCCGAUCCAUCUAAUCCACAAAUCAUUGUUACUCAGAGACCUACUCUUACAGGUUCAUUCUCUACUUCUACAUAUUAUAGCAGCAAUGAUGCAAACAGUAAAAUUAAAGUUACAUAUGAAGCUAAUGAUGAUAGUUCAUAUUCAGUCAUAUUUGAAGUAAAUUCAACUGAAGUUAAAACUAUCACAGACCAAACAGGACACACAUCAGGUUCAGAUGUAGAAAUUCCAAUUCAAUCAUUUACAUAUAAUGGUGGACACGAAUACCAACUCAAAGUUUAUGCAAAAGAUCAACAUGAAUUUACAUCAGAUUCACCAAUUACUAAAUCAUUCAAAAUCAUGAACCAGCCAAGUAUUUCAAUAAAUAUAGAUAAUCCAUAUCCAAGAAGACAAGAUUCUAUCUGUGCAACUUGCACAUUAAAUGAUAUAGAUAAUGAAAAGCCACUCAACUUAUUCUAUCAAUUGGUUCAAAAUGAUAAUGUCAUAAGAAAAGAGAAAAUAGCUAGUAAUCAUCAAUCUAACGGCCAAGCAAACCAAACAGUUACUGUCACACCAAUAACUAUUCAAGCAAAUGAUGCAUUUGGUGUUUCUAAACUCAAAUUCUAUAUGUCAUAUUUAGAUGAUUUAGAUCUACAGUCUACUAAUUCUUAUGCAAACUCUCCAGUAGUCGAAAAAGAUAUCACAAUCACAAUGAAUCCUGAAUUUGAAAUUACCAACCAAAAUAAGUUCUACAAGACUGAUGCAACACAAGCAUCUGUUUCAGUUUCUUACAAAGGUUUAGGAGAUCUUAAAUUUAAACAAGUAACUGAAUCAACAGAGACUGAUAUUAAUGUACAAGUUCCAGCAAGUGAAACAGAUUCUACAUUAACAUUUAUGAUUGAUAUUCCUUCAGGAUCAACAUAUGGUAAGAAAGAUGUCACAAUUAAGCUCCAUAGCUCUCAUGGAUAUGAUGCAACAAAGACAUUAUCAUAUACAAUUCUUAAUCAACCUACUCUCGCGAAUGUCUCAGUCCUACCAGAAAAUGUAAUUAGUGGUAAAACUGUAAAGGUUACAGGUACAGUCACUGAUGCCGAUCUUGAUGGUUCGCUCCAAAAUAAGAAGAAGUCAUAUUUGCACAUCAUUUCCGCUACAAGUAACAUUAAUUUCAAGAAAGAAAUCACAACAACUACAUUUAGUAUUAAUGAAGAAUUCACUGUACCAAUGCCGAAUGAAGCAUCAGAUGAAGCUCAGACAGAAUUUAAGAUAUUUGUUUCCAAUAAUGAAGAUCCAAACGCACAAGUAGCUCCAGAAUGGGCUAAGUCUUCUGAAACAACAAAGCAAAUCAAUAUCAUCAAACGUCCAACAGUUGUCAUUACAUCAAUUGCUGCAGAAUACUACGAAAAGGGAGCAUCAAUUACUGUUGCUGGUACAUUCAAGACAAAUACAGAUGCAACAUUCACCUACUACUUUGAUUCAAAUGAACCAAAGAAUCUUGGCACAGUUCCAAAGGCUACAGCACACUUUUCAUACGAAAUUUCUAUUCCAGAUACACUCACACAUGGAAAACACACAUUAAAUAUUGUUGUUGCUGAUAAACAUUCAUAUACAUCAGUUCCUGCUACUCUCAAUUUCACUAUCUGGAACAAACCGAAGUUAUUGAGUGCUUCUUUAGCAGAAGAGAAAUAUAAAGCGGGACAGUUAAUAGUAAUCAGUGGCAAAGUACAUGAUAACGACAAAGAUGACAAACUCCAGUUCUACGUAGCAUUUAACGAUCGCGAAGCAACAAAUGCUUAUGAACAUACAUCAAGUGGAGCAGAAGAAGAAUUCAGCUUCAAUGUAACUACACCAUCUAAUAUUACAGCUGGAGAUGUUAAUGUUACAAUUUAUGUUGUUGAUCAGGAUAAGUUAGAAUCAGAGAAAUUGAAUUCAACAUUCAAUUUAUAUGUCAAGGAAGAUAAGACAAGCGAAAAAGAAGGAAAUAGCGAUAAGAAGAAGACAACAAUUAUAGUUGUUGUUGUUAUAAUUGUUUGCGUUAUUUUGAUUAUCAUCGUUGCAGUCAUUAUUGCAAAGAAGCUUAAGAAUCGUAAAGACGAAUCAAGCAGCUUCUCUGGAGACUCGCAAAGAAUGCCAGAGUACGAACUUAAGAAUGAAGAGACAAUCAUUACCGGUGGUGCACCACAAUCCAAUGUUACAAUGGAUAAUCCAUUGUUCUUAUCUACAAACACUGAUCGCAACAAUCCAUUCAAUGACACAGAUGAUGCAGGAGCAGAUAGUGAUGAUCAUGGAGAAGAUCUCAAAGAAAAUGAAAUCGUUUUCAUGUAA